Molecule: messenger RNA, 2507 nt
Organism: Ceutorhynchus assimilis (cabbage seed weevil)
Lineage: Eukaryota; Metazoa; Arthropoda; Insecta; Coleoptera; Curculionidae
Source: the annotation of a GenBank genome assembly
AACUUGGGAAACAUCGACCAAUCGGAACGCGAGAAAUUUGAACUGCGACCAAUCGGACGCGACCACGGGUUUAUUGUGUAGUAUAUUUUACAAAGUGACAGACCCCGAUUGAUCAGUCAAUUUAAUUCAUUCAUUUUCAAAGGAAGCAAAGACAAGUGAUCAAGUGAAUAUUUUAAGAUUUUUCGAGAAGAAUUCGUUAAAAGUUUUUAUUAUAUUUUGUGAAUAGUUUCUUUAUUGGUUGUUGAAAACCACAAAUCGCUGCAUAGAAUCCCAAAAAACAAAAAUGAAGUUCUAUCUUGCACUGGGGGCACUCUGUCUCGUAGCCACUGUAUUGGCAAAAGAUGACAAAAACGCCAAAGACGAAGUGGGUACCGUGAUUGGUAUCGAUUUGGGAACCACUUAUUCAUGUGUUGGUGUCUACAAAAAUGGACGAGUGGAAAUCAUUGCCAAUGACCAAGGAAACCGUAUUACCCCAUCUUAUGUAGCGUUCACAGCCGAUGGUGAACGUCUCAUUGGUGACGCUGCCAAAAAUCAACUUACCACCAAUCCAGAAAAUACCGUUUUCGAUGCCAAACGUCUGAUUGGUCGCGAUUGGGGUGACUCAGCUGUCCAACAUGAUGUUAAAUUCUUCCCAUUCAGGGUUAUCGAGAAGAGCGGCAAACCUCAUGUUAAGGUUGAAACUAGUCAGGGCGAAAAAGUAUUUGCCCCUGAAGAAAUCUCAGCUAUGGUUUUGGUUAAAAUGAAGGAAACCGCUGAAGCCUAUUUGAGCAAGAAAGUAACUCACGCUGUCGUCACUGUGCCUGCUUACUUCAACGAUGCCCAACGUCAAGCUACCAAGGAUGCAGGAACCAUUGCUGGUUUGACUGUUAUGAGAAUCAUCAACGAACCAACAGCUGCAGCAAUUGCCUACGGUCUCGACAAAAAAGACGGCGAAAAAAACGUUUUGGUCUUUGAUUUGGGUGGUGGUACCUUCGAUGUGUCCCUCCUUACCAUUGACAAUGGAGUAUUCGAAGUCGUAGCUACCAACGGAGACACUCACUUGGGUGGUGAAGAUUUCGAUCAAAGAGUCAUGGAUCACUUUAUCAAAUUGUACAAGAAGAAGAAGGGCAAGGACAUCAGGAAAGACAACAGGGCAGUGCAGAAACUGAGACGUGAAGUUGAAAAGGCCAAGAGAGCUUUGUCUGCCAGUCAUCAAGUGAGGAUCGAAAUUGAAAGUUUCUUCGAAGGUGACGAUUUCUCUGAAACUCUUACCAGAGCCAAGUUUGAAGAGUUGAACAUGGACUUGUUCAGAUCCACUUUGAAACCUGUACAAAAAGUCAUGGAAGAUGCUGACAUGAACAAAAAAGAUGUUGAUGAAAUUGUCUUGGUAGGAGGCUCAACUCGUAUCCCUAAAGUUCAACAAUUGGUCAAAGAAUUCUUUGGCGGCAAAGAACCAUCCAGAGGUAUCAACCCUGAUGAAGCUGUUGCUUAUGGAGCUGCAGUACAAGCUGGUGUACUUAGUGGUGAACAAGACACUGACGCUAUUGUAUUGUUGGACGUCAAUCCUUUGACUAUGGGUAUUGAAACUGUAGGAGGAGUAAUGACCAAACUGAUUCCAAGAAACACUGUCAUUCCAACCAAGAAAUCUCAAAUUUUCAGUACCGCUUCUGAUAAUCAGCACACUGUGACAAUCCAAGUAUAUGAAGGUGAACGUCCAAUGACCAAAGACAACCAUCUUUUGGGUAAAUUCGAUCUUACUGGAAUCCCACCAGCACCAAGAGGAGUACCACAAAUUGAAGUUACUUUUGAAAUCGAUGCCAAUGGUAUUUUGCAAGUAUCUGCCGAAGAUAAGGGUACUGGUAACAGGGAAAAGAUUGUCAUCACCAACGACCAAAACAGGUUAACACCUGAUGAUAUUGACAGAAUGAUCAGAGAUGCUGAGAAAUUCGCCGAUGAAGACAAGAAACUAAAAGAAAGAGUUGAAGCUAGAAAUGAACUUGAAAGUUACGCUUACUCUCUAAAGAACCAAUUGGGCGAUAAAGAUAAAUUGGGAGCUAAAGUGAGUGACGAAGAAAAAGCUAAAAUGGAAGAAGCCAUCGAUGAGAAAAUCAAAUGGUUAGAAGAAAACCAAGAUACAGACUCGGAAGAUUACAAAAAACAGAAGAAAGAACUGGAAGAUAUUGUGCAACCCAUUAUCGCCAAACUGUACCAGUCUUCGGGUGGAGCGCCGCCACCACCAUCAGCAGGAGAUGACGAUGACGAACUCAGAGACGAACUAUAGAAAAUUCCCGUUAAGGAAAAGACUGAUUUCAAAUUUUGUUUAAAAACAUUUGAAUAUUUGUGUGUGAUAAAUGUGUGAACGAGAGAGGGCGCCAGGUGUUAAUAAUUGUUUUGUAUUUUUGAUUCUUUUUUUGUAUCAAAAUAAAUAGGUAAUUUAUUUAUUAUUUUUUUGUCCUCAAGUGCUGAGCAUUUGAAGUUUUCCCUACUUUUUAUUUGCAAAUAAAUAGUAAUUUUUAAGUUAAAUGUCA